Messenger RNA from Anisakis simplex (herring worm), 475 nucleotides. The record is from the annotation of a GenBank genome assembly. NCBI's taxonomy places the organism in Eukaryota, Metazoa, Nematoda, Chromadorea, Rhabditida, Anisakidae.
UUCAAUACCAAAACUGAGUGCUUCGCGUUCAAAGGAAAGGAACGAAGCCAGUGGUACCGGUGAUGUGAAUAUAGGUGAUCGAAUAGCAGCAUUUAUGGAAAAAAAGAAGCAGCAAGAAAAGAAAGAAGCCAUUGAAAAACAGCGACAAAAGGAGAAAUUGAUCCAAUUAAGAUUGCAAACUACAUUUGGCGGACGGGCAAAUAAAAAAUUGGCAAAACAAUUCGGUACAACACCAAUAGAGUUGCAACAACGGUAUGGGCACGAUCGUGAGCAUGAAGAGUAUUUGAGGAAAUUACAGUGUCGUGAAGAGGAAGAAUUCGAUCGACAGGUCACUGAGAUACGUGGCAGUGUUCAGAAGGCUUUAGAACGGAAACGUGAAGUUGAUAAAAUGGCACCUUCUGAAGAGGAACGAAGAGCUUUGGGUAAAUAUCGAAUCGCAACUAAUAAACAAAAUAGCUUGAGGCAUUUUAUGUGA